This is a messenger RNA of Marchantia polymorpha subsp. ruderalis, 1558 nucleotides long. The record is from the annotation of a GenBank genome assembly. Lineage: Eukaryota; Viridiplantae; Streptophyta; Marchantiopsida; Marchantiales; Marchantiaceae.
UUGACCUCUGACAGGGAUAAAUAGAGCACUCUCUCAAACCAAAUUCAUCAGCUCAUCCAACACUUGGUUCAGUGCGGCUCCCGACUUCGAAUCCAGAAGACUCUCAUACGGUCGUUUAUCUGUCAGCUAUGUCGACCUCCAUGAUCACACAAGGAAUUCCUUUUCCUGCUUCAUCUGCGACAUUCACAGUCGCCAAUGCGGAGACCGGUGCUCACCUGGUGGUGGAGGAUCGAUCUGGUGCACCGGGCGAGUACAGCGUCACAGUGUCAACCACUGAGACACACGCCGAAAACUUGAAUUUCAACCUCGUGGCCUCGACAUAUCCCGACCAGCCGCUCAACACCUGCUACCAUAUCCAGACCGUUUACGCCAAAACUGCGAGCGCGAUCGCCGACGAUGGGGAUGAGAGUGACGACGAGGACGUCGGUCCAGACACCGGACCCGUCAUUUCGAAGCUGGAUCAAGCCGACAAGAAGCAACUGUGGUUCAUCGAGCCUUCCACGGAGUUCGGCGAUGGAUGCUUCCGCUUCAGGAACGCCAACACCAAUGGCUACCUCUACCAAGACCAGAAUUACGGGCUGCAGUCGAAGCCCGCGACGCAGGAGGAGCGCCGCCAGGACUGGGUCCUGCAGUUCGACCCAUCCGCAGGUUCGAAUGUUCCGGUCGGGAUCCCUCUGAUUCACACUCAGUUCAGGAUCAGCAACUUGGCGUACAAGAAGGUCAUUCACGCCAAGCUGAGUGGUGACAAGGGCAUCAUCGGCCUGCAGAACGAGGUGACUCUCCGUAAGGACCAGGUGUUCACCCUCGUUCCGUCCACACGGCAACCAGGAGUUUACCACAUGCGCAGUGUGUACACGGACUUCUACGUCUCUCAAUCUACCACCGGCAACCUCAGCCUGGUGCCACUCAGUCACGGCGAUAUGAAGCAGGCCUGGAGCCUCGUCCCAACCACCAUUAAGCCGGGAUUCUACCGAUUGCAGAACGUCGCAAGCGCUGAAUUCGUCAUGGUUACCCUGGACCGCACACACUACGUCCUCGGAACGGACGCAAAGCCGGAACGCGAGUACCAGUGCUGGAAUUUCUUAGGCGCAUGAGCCGGUCCCUUUGGUCGCUGCUGGCCACCGUGGUCGGGGAUACGAUCCUUCGAGCAAACUCUGGCCUCAGACAUGAUCCAGCUAGAUAAUCGUACUACAGUAAGUACAUUUCGUGUGCAGAUCGCUGAAAUGUUGCCAGUGACUCUAAGCUUUCUACGUGUGGAUCUCUAGUAAUUUUACGGACCGCUACAAGUCUAUCAGAUCCAAACGAGUUGAUUUCUGACGUCGUCAAUUACUUUCUUGGCAUACCAGCAUCAGGUCGUUGGUACUCAGAAUCACGUUCUGCAGUAAAAUAUAUCUGUGGCUUAUAGCGUUCAAAAUUGUGACUGAUCGUUGAGCUCUUGACUUUCUCUGCGAGUCGGAUGUGCUCAGACACUUAGAUCUGAACAGCUGUAAGCAGUGCAUUGUCUGACAAAUGCUCAACGCUAUCAAUAUAUUACUAGCAUUUUAUCAUUCCAAACUUC